This is a messenger RNA of Rotaria sordida, 1545 nucleotides long. NCBI's taxonomy places the organism in Eukaryota, Metazoa, Rotifera, Eurotatoria, Philodinida, Philodinidae. The record is from the annotation of a GenBank genome assembly.
AUGCCACGACCAAAUCGAUCACCAUUAUUCUUUUAUGCUCGGGACUAUCAACGUCGUCAUGGUCAACGAAUGAAUAUUAAUGAAGCAAUAACUGCAUGUUAUGAUGAUUGGAAAGCAUUAUCAGAAGAAGAAAAACAACCAUAUAAAAUUCAAUAUGAAGAAUGGCGUAUACAAUAUCGUGUAAAUCCUGAAUCAGUCAAUGUAUCAAAUCAAUAUGUAAAAAAUAAAAAACAAAUUAACAAUGAUAAUAUUCUUCAUGAACGUGAUAUACCAUGUGAAGAAUUAAAACAUCAUUAUGAUCGUUUUACUAUAGAAAGAAAUUUUUUAACAAGUGAAUAUUUACCACUUGAUAUAAGUGAAUUAUUAUUAAUGCCAAUAUAUAUAAUUAAUUUUCAAAUAUUCUGUAAAGUUGAUGAAGAAGAUGGUGGACAAUUUAUUCCAGCUGAAAUGUGUAUUCUACGUUAUACAUUAACUGAAGGUGUAACAAUGUAUAGACAAAAAUUUAUGAAACCUGAUAAAAUUCCAUCAGGUUAUAUGUCAUCAUGUUUAGAACAUUUAAAAGAAACACAUCAAAUUCCACUAAACAAUUUUAGUGAAGCAACAGAUAAUUAUGAAGAAAUUUUUUAUGAAUUAAAAUCAUUUCUUCUAUCAACAACAAUUAAUAAAAUAAAUCAUAUUUCGAAUAAUGAUGAUCGAACACGUCGACGAUAUCUUCGAUUAACACAACCAUGUGUAUUUUUUCCAUCAUUAGAAUAUGAACAAACUUAUACAUUACUCGAUUGGUUACAAGAAAAAGCCGAGGGAAUAAAACCAACAAAAGAUACACGUCUUGUUAAUUUAGCAAGUAUUGAAUCAUUAAUUAUGAUUUUAGCUGAAUUAAAAAAAUAUCAUGUAUCACGUGAUGAUAUACAAAAAACAUUUGCAAAUGCAGCUUAUUCAUUUAUGAUUGAAGAACGUUGUCCAUAUCAUUUACAAUUAGGUAUAAGUCAUUGUUCUAUAGCACGAUGUCAUGCAGCAGCUAAACUUAUUUCUGCUUAUUUAAAUCAAUUAUAUGUACCAGAAAGAUCAACAACAGGAAGACAUUCUCAAAAUUCAAUUGUAAACAAAACAAAUCAAUCAUCAAUAGAUUCAAUGAAUACUAUGUCAAAUCGAGUAGAACAAUCAUUAGCAGCUAGACCUACAAGAACAAUAACUGAAAAAUUGAUAUCAAAUCAAUAUUCUUCAACAGAUACAACUGAUUCAAUUGCUACAUCUUAUUGUUCACUUGAUCAAAGAAAACAAAAUGAAUUUUAUCAAUCAAAUGAUGAUGAAAUUACUAAAUUACAACAACAAAAUUUUCAUCGUUUACUUUCAAAUGCUGAAUCUACAUAUCCAUCGAAUAAUAAUAAUUAUUUAUCUGAAUAUACAAUUGAUAAUAAUAGUCAAAUAAGUAAUCAUUCUAAUAUGCAACGAAAUAUUUUAAAUCAACGUAAACAAAUAUUACUCAAAGCUAUUCAAAGUAUUGAUAAACAAAUAGAAGAACUUGAUAUACAUUGUGAUCAAUAG